Marasmius oreades (fairy-ring Marasmius) is the source of this 897-nucleotide messenger RNA. RefSeq lists its product as uncharacterized. The record is from RefSeq and is a predicted model, not a curated record. Bases 1 to 897 code for a protein of 298 amino acids. The transcript is spliced from 4 exons. Lineage: Eukaryota; Fungi; Basidiomycota; Agaricomycetes; Agaricales; Marasmiaceae.
AUGCUCCUCAAGGUAACAAGAUUGGCAACAUUGAACCCUUCAUCUUUUGCCUACUAUGCCCCCUAUGAGACGCAAGAAAGUGAUGAUAACCCUACAAAAUGGAAUUUAGAUUCUCUUCUAUCUGCAAUAAACAAAAUUAUGGUCAUUGCUCCAAAUGUCCCUCGAGAACAUUGCCAACCUAGAAUCCACGGCAAGGAGGAGGCCACUAUUGUGAGUGGAUGGAACCUUUGGAUUGAUUCAGACCCAUCUGCCAGGUAUCAGUAUCGUCAGGGUAUCUAUCGAGACGGACACCCUCAUCCAAAGCUCUCAAUUCUUGGAUGCCAGAUUCAUUAUGAAUCUUUAGCUCAGGCGAAGGAAGACUGGAAUUUCUAUUGCGAACGUGACCACAAGUUAGUUGGCAAUUCAAUUCACAUCUGUCUUUCCCAAGAGGCACAGCAAAAAUCGAGAAGGCUAGCAGAAUUGGCCCGCAUUCGCCUACUCAGGCAAGAACUUCAAGCGUUGUUUCCCAAGGAGUUCAUUCACGGGGAAGGACCCUUACCGAGUCUCAACAAUCAUGCCAAUUUUCUCCAGAGGGGAGUGCAUAAAUCGGCCCUCACCAUGGGAGAUUGGUCACUAUUUGUGGUUUACGAGGAUGGAGUGGCAGAACGUACAUCCCUACAUGCAGCGAUUAUUUGUGCACAAGAUCAAGUUAGGAAGGGGAAGGUUGUUAUAGCAUUUGCCCAGUCAUCCUUUGCAGCGCAGCAACUGUAUGUGACACUCACUGGCAGCAUCUCACUUGAAGAACAAGAGCAAAACGCACAUGAGGAGGAUGACAGGUUGGAUGAGGUCCGAUCACUGGAUUCUGUCGAGCUCGAACAUUCUUAUGGUUCGUUGGUUGAUUCAGAUCGUACUUAUUAA